Diuraphis noxia (Russian wheat aphid) is the source of this 1467-nucleotide messenger RNA. RefSeq names its product Son RNA binding protein (gene Son). Gene Ontology annotation, molecular function: RNA binding. The record is from RefSeq and is a predicted model, not a curated record. Gene Ontology annotation, biological process: regulation of cell cycle; regulation of mRNA splicing, via spliceosome. Lineage: Eukaryota; Metazoa; Arthropoda; Insecta; Hemiptera; Aphididae.
AUGAUCUCUAACAACGAGUUAAAACUUGCCAGUUGCAAGCAUAAAUCAAAAAAAAAAAAAAGAUCACGGAGUAGAAAUAGAUCACGCACACCAAAACGACAUAAAAAGUCUAGUCGGUCAUGUUCAAAUAGUAGUAAGGAUAGGUAUUCAAGACAUGAUUUAAAAAAUCAUCAAACUAAUUCAAAGAACCAAAGUGACUCUAACACCAAGUAUAGGAACAAUGAUAGUGAUAUUAAAUCAAAAGAAAARAGCAAAAGUCGUAAAAGAUCUAUUACACCAGAUAAGCAUUCAAAAUUAAUUAGAUGUUCAAGAUCAAGAGAUAGUAAAAAGUCAAAGAGAUCAGAAGAUUAUAAUAGAACAAGAAAAGAACCAAUAUCUAGAGAAAUUUCUAGGUCUAGACAUAGAUCUCCUUCAUGUGAAAAAAUAGAUAAAAAAAAACUAUUUAAAAUUGCUCGUAAAAAUGCCUUAUCUCUAGUGCAACAAGGUGUAUUACCAGUGGGAAGUGUAAAAAAAGAAAAUGUAGCCAAUGUACCCACCAAAACUGUAGAUGAACUAACAGAUUUUUGUCGUAAACUUUCAAAAAAGGAUAAAGAUCAUGAAGAUUCUUCUUAUUCUUCUGAUGAUGACGAGUUCAAACAACCUUUUCACCAUCCAUUUUUGGUCAAGGAAAGACCUAAUAUAGUCAUGAAUAUUAGAAAUGCAACUCAAUUACCUACUAAAUCCUUUCAAGAAAAAACUAUUGGACAAGAUAUAUUGAGACAACAGUUUCCUGUAUCCAGUGGUCAAACUCAUAGUUUAGCUCUUACUGAAUGGAUGCCCAUAGGUMCUGAGGAAUCUGCAAAAUUAAAUAAAAUACUUAAACCUGAUGAAGGAAACAAACUUCCUAACAAAUCACAUCAUAAUCAUCAUGCUCCAAAAGUUGCUGCCGUGGAACCUGUUAUUCAGCCUGUUUCUAGUCCAAACAAUGCUAUAGUACCUAUGGAUUAUCAGUAUGUGUCACCUGCUGUUGAAACUCCAGCAAUCACACCUUAUGCACAUGGCAGCUAUUCAUUGUUGUCGUUUGAAACUGGACAAUUCACUGGUCAUACUGGUGCUAAAGUACUAACCCCUGCAGAACUAUCUGCUGGAUUUCAAACCUGGGUGAAAAAGGCAGUAUUACUUGUGUUUAACAUAUUUAAGCGCUAUAUCAACAACACCACAAUCGAACGAUGGUUCGUCUGCUGAACAUUCACGGGAUAUCUGAUGCAGCCCCUUGGUAAUUUUAAUAGAUACUUGAAUGUAUGCACUUUAACAGUGGGUACAUUUACAGUAUUUAGUUAAUUUUAUUUUAAAAUGGAAACAAAGAUUUGAAAAUACUUAACAUGUAUUUUUGUAAGUAUUAAAAUUAAUAAAUGAAAAUACAUCAUUAUAUGGAUUUUAAUGAUCAUCCAGUUCUACACAGAUAUGUUUUACCGAAAACAAUGCGGC